Hyalella azteca is the source of this 1563-nucleotide messenger RNA. RefSeq names its product receptor-type tyrosine-protein phosphatase delta-like. Gene Ontology annotation, molecular function: protein binding. The coding region runs from base 190 to 1563 and encodes 457 amino acids. Lineage: Eukaryota; Metazoa; Arthropoda; Malacostraca; Amphipoda; Hyalellidae. The record is from RefSeq and is a predicted model, not a curated record. The transcript has 11 exons.
UCGCCGUACUGCCCACACCGUGCGCUCGUUGUGUGCUCCAGCAGGCCCGGUGCGAGAAUCGAAAUCAUCGAAGAUGGCCCAGGAAGUCUGGGUUUGUACAUCCAGAAGCUGCGUGAAGAGGACUCUGGCACCUACAACUGCUCUGCCGUGUACGCUGGCAACCAGAAUCUCAAGUCAUCCAUACAAGUCAUGUCUUUCGUGAAAAUCGACUUCGGCGACACGCCGAGCCACCAGACGCCCAUCGUAGGCACGGACGAGCUCAUCAAGUGUCUGGUCACAUCCAGCCCCUCCCCUGUCAUAGACUGGCUCAAGGACGGACGGCCUCUGCGCACAGCUCCUGGGCCUGUGGAGGAGUUGACCUCUUCCACGACGUUCACUUCCAUCAGCCUGCGGUGGAGGAAACCUUGUCCUCCCAUGGCCGCCAUCAGCGGCUACCGCGUCAAGGUGGCUACAGUCUCUCACUACGUCCACGCGUCGGAGUGCAGCGACAGCGCAGCCCACUUCUGCCACACCAUCAAGGAACUACAACCUGAACGCACGUACAACAUUGAGGUCAGGCUUAGUAUGACGGGACAAGCAGGUUGCGCCUCAAAUGAUAUCAAAAAUAUUCAACCAUUCCACAAUCUGAGCACUGCUGAAUUGCAACUGACGCAGCUGCAGGCGUACACUGAGUACGAGGUGUGCGUGUACGCCUACAACGAGGGAGGAAUGAACAAGAAGUGUGAAGUGUUUGAGACCCUUCCGGACAAAGCUCCUGGGCCUGUGGAGGAGUUGACCUCUUCCGCCACGUCCACUUCCAUCAGCCUGCGGUGGAGGAAACCUUGUCCUCUCAUGGCCGCCAUCAGCGGCUACCGCGUCACCACCAUCAGCGGCAACCGCGUCCUUCACUACGUCCAAGCGUCGGAGUGCAGCGACAGCGCUGCCCACUUCUGCCACACCAUCAAGGAACUACAACCUGAACGCACGUACAACAUUGAGGUACAAAACUGCGCCGCUGACUUGUACAGCGCAUGUUCUGCAGCUGAAGUGAUAAGCGUCACGACAGGACUAGCAGCUCCUGCGGUCCCUGUCUUGAGCGUGGCGCCAGCUGUGACCUCCGCCAGCGUGGCUUGGACGGCUCUGCGGGGACAGUUUUUCAACGUGACUCUGGGGAUGACGGGAAGAGCCGGUUGUGCCUCCAAUGAUGUCGAAAAUGAUCAACAUUUCCGCAAUCUGAGCACAUCUGAAUUGCAACUGGCGCAGCUGCAGGCGUACACUGAGUACGAGGUGUGCGUGUACGCCUACAACGAGGGAGGAGACAGCAAGCAGUGCGAAGUGUUCAAGACCUUGCAGGACAAAGCUCCUGGGCCUGUGGAGGUGUUGACCUCUUCCACGACGUCCACUACCAUCAGCCUGCGGUGGAGGAAACCUUGUCCUCCCAUGGCAGCCAUCAGCGGCUACCGCGUCACGGCGGCUAGAGUCCUUCACUACGUCCAAGCGUCGGAGUGCAGCGACAGCGCUGCCCACUUCUGCCACACAAUCCCGGGACUGCAACCUGAACGCACCUACAAUAUUGAGGUAUGA